AAAAUCCCCGAGCCCCCCCUCGCUCCCUCUUCCCUCCAUCCAACCCGUCCUCUCCCCUCAACAGGUCACGAGAACCGAGCCAGCCUCUGCAUGUAUGAGCCGCAAUCAUCAUCAUAAGUAGUAACAUUCCUCCUCCGAACUCACAACGCCCAUCCCAAGAGCCUGCAACACUUCUAUAUCUGCACCUGCAUCCAUCCACAUACCGCCGCUAGCUUCUUGCCCGCAGCUGCUCUGCCUCUUCUUCUUCUCCUGCUGGUUUCAGAACCUUCUCCUGCUUUUGCUACCUCCGGUCGGUGCCGCUGCCGCACAGUGCGCGUGUGGCCUGCUGCGGGCGGUGAAUGUGCGGCGGCCGUCUCGUUUGGGCCGGCGUUUGAUCGGUUUGGGAGCGUCGGGAGAUGCCGGUGGCGAGGAGGGUGCUCAACGCCUUCGCCGACGACAUGCCGGAGUUCGACCGCCGCCAGAUGGGCUGCAUGGCCGGCAUAUUCCAGAUCUUCGACCGCCAGCGGAUGCUCACCGCGCGCCGCGCCGGCGCCGGCGGGCGACAGCCGCAGCAGAAGAGACUGCCCGCAGGCCGUACUCCACCAGAAAGCAGCAGCAAUGUUCCAGUGCAGAGCUCGAGUACCCCCAAAAUCAUUCUGGAGAAAACACUCAGCAAAAGCAUGACCGAGAACAGUAGCCUUUCGAUAGAGUCAUCAAGAGCUUCUUGUUCUUCCUCUUCAUGCUCAUCCUUCUCGUCGAUCGACGGCAGCAAAUCAGCCCAACAGGAGCUACCGUACAUCAGCGAAGAACUCUUUCCGCAGAGGUCACCGAAGAGCUCACCAAGUCUGAAGGGCGCUGACAUGGACACCAAGACCGCACAGCCGAACGUCGGUUUCAGAGACAUCGUCAAGGACUCCAUCAACCGGGACUCGGGAGGGUUAACUGUCAUGACCACGGCGAAUGGAGCAAGAAGGAACGCGCAGUACAAGGACUCGCCAAGGCCAUUGCUGCUCUCCAAAUCGAUGGACGGAACCUACGUCAUCAGCAUCGACAGGACCACCAAGGCCGUCCCCGCAAACGUCGUCGAGUCCAGCAGGCGUUUCCCGGAGCAGUUGCGCUUCUCAUGCGACGACCGGCGGCUCCUGCGACCGGCUGAAACCCAAGAAGCCAAGAAGCCUCCUUCCACAAGGGCCAAAGAGCUUCCUAGGCUGUCCUUGGACAGCAGGAAAGAGUCUCUGAGCCCAAGUUCACGUCUGAAGAGCUACAGUUACAGGAGAACCGAUGACUCUCUCCUAGACGCUCUGAAGCCUCAAGACUCCCCAGGCCACAGGCGUUCCAACAGUGUCAUCGCCAAGCUCAUGGGGUUGGAAGAAGCACCAGAUGCUAUGGGGAUGCUGAUCGCUGAUAGCUACGAGCCUGCAAGAUCACCAAGAACAGCAGCACAAGCCACACGGAGCGAGCGUCCAUCGCGUUCGCCCAGGAGAGAUUGCCAGGAUGCGUGUGGUUCGCUGCAGAAAAACGAGCCUUCAGCACUGAAAACAAGACCUCCUCCAAGAAUUCUCACUGAAGCUGCUCCCUGGAGGCAGCAGGAGAGAGGCGGCAGCGCCACCAACAGCAAGGCUUCACAAUGCCGAGACGCUGAGGUGAGGCCAAGAACCGCAUCUCUCUAUGCCGAUAUAGAAAGAAGGCUUGGUGGGCUCGAGUUCUCCGAGUGCAACAAAGACUUCAGAGCUCUCAGAAUUCUGGGUGCAUUGCAUGCAAAGGAUGCUAAGCACCAGAACAACGAUGGUGAUGCCGCAUCAGUGGCCUCUCAGAGCCAAGAAGAGGAUUCAGCCACCACCAGUUCCAGAAGCUUCCAGUCUCCCAUUGUAGUCAUGAAGCCAGCAAGAACCACCGAGAAGCCUGGGGUUGCUCCCCUUGCAGGGCUGAGAGGCCUCAGGAAGCUGCAGCCCAGAGAUUCAUCCUUCACUGACAAGAGCGAAGCCAGCACAAAUGAGAAGAUCCAUUCUCGCGUUGCAAGGGCUCAAUCCAAGUCCGACGAACCUACCAGCAGAGCGAGCUCGCCGAGACCUGCAGGGUCAUCAAGCCCCAGGUUAGUGCAGAGGAAGGCAGAGUCGGAGAGGCGGUCUCGUCCCCCGGUCUCACCAAAGUCUCCAAGCAAGAAGGCAAAUGAAGCAGCAUCCCCAAGAGGAAGAACAAGAUCAAAGCCUUCUCAAGUGAAGAGCAACCGUGACAAUGAGGUAUCGCAGAGUCCAGGAAGAAGGAUCAGCUUGGCGAAGCAGAUUGACGUCAGUAUAAUGGAUUGUCAAAAUCCUCUGGCUGCUAGAUCAUCGUUCAUUGACCCAAAAACGCCGAGCCAAAAGAGCCCUUCUUCAAUCCUGGGUUCAGAUCACAAGAUCCAUUCACUGGAGAACGCCCUGAGCCCCGUGUCGGUCCUCGACACAUCCUUCUACCAUAAAAGUAUCUCAGAUUCAUUUAAAGAUGGCGAGACGCAUACUUCAGACGAAUGCUGGAAUUCAAACAGCCUGCCGGACACGCCGCAGUCGAAGACGAGCAGUGAAGCCAGCCAGAUCAAACCAGAAAACCUGGAGGCGCUCAUUCAGAAACUUGAACAAUUGCAAUCGAUGAACGAUGAAGCUGCAAACUCCAAAGAUCACCAGUAUAUCUACGAGAUACUCUUAGCAUCUGGUCUUCUGCACAAGGAACUUAGCUUCGCAGCGAUGCCUGCACAACUUUCGCCAUCCAGUUGCCCGAUCAAUCCAGAGCUCUUCCUCAUUCUAGAGCAAACAAAGCCGCACUUCAUUUCAGCGACUCAAGCUGUUACCGGAGCCAAGAAGAGUUCUGACCCUAACAUGGAGAAGCUUCAUCGCAGAAUUGUGUUCGAUCUGGUAAAUGAAAUUAUAGCUCAGAAGAUGAACAUGUAUAGCUCUGCAAGUGGAACAGCGAAACUUCUUCGAUCAAGGAAGUUAAGUGGGUGGCGUCUAUUCAAGGAGUUGUGCACAGAGGUCGACAGGCUCUUAUCCGAGAGUUCGGCAGCGAAAUGCUCCGAAGAGGAUGAGGAUGAAAACAUACCGUUAUCUGAGGAUGCAUUGUAUGAGAUGAAAGAUUGGGGUAGCCCUGAAGGUGAGCUACAAGGCAUGGUUUUGGACAUUGAAAGAUCCAUCUUCCGGGACCUCAUUGACGAGGUCAUAGGUGGCGAGGCUACAGAGAGGAUGCAAGCUGGACAAUGGAAAUUGCGUAGGCAGCUGUCUUUCAGUAGUAUAAACUGAAUACGACUGGCGAUAGUUGUUGUUUCCAUUAGGAAGCUUAGCCACUAGUAUAAAUGUAACCUUUGUGUUUUUCUGAAGACUGAAUUAUAUAGAAGAAAUAUAAUUAUUCCUGGAA
Messenger RNA from Triticum dicoccoides, 3363 nucleotides. RefSeq names its product protein LONGIFOLIA 1-like. The record is from RefSeq and is a predicted model, not a curated record. NCBI's taxonomy places the organism in Eukaryota, Viridiplantae, Streptophyta, Magnoliopsida, Poales, Poaceae. The transcript has 5 exons. Gene Ontology annotation, biological process: regulation of monopolar cell growth. The coding region runs from base 396 to 3248 and encodes 950 amino acids.